Messenger RNA from Acanthisitta chloris (rifleman), 3384 nucleotides. It is a transcript of the gene PHF20, whose product is annotated as PHD finger protein 20. NCBI's taxonomy places the organism in Eukaryota, Metazoa, Chordata, Aves, Passeriformes, Acanthisittidae. Gene Ontology annotation, biological process: regulation of transcription by RNA polymerase II. The transcript is spliced from 18 exons. The record is from RefSeq and is a predicted model, not a curated record. Gene Ontology annotation, cellular component: NSL complex; MLL1 complex. Bases 33 to 3206 code for a protein of 1057 amino acids.
GGGAAUAGAAUCAGCAGUGUUGCUAUUACAAAAUGACAAAACAUCCUCCGAAUAGAAGAGGGAUCAACUUUGAGGUGGGAGCCCAGUUGGAAGCCCGUGACAGAUUAAAAAACUGGUACCCAGCUCACAUUGAAGAAAUUGAUUAUGAAGAGGGGAAAGUCCUUAUCCACUUCAAACGCUGGAACCACAGAUACGAUGAAUGGUUUUGUUGGGACAGUCCUUACUUGCGUCCCUUAGAGAAAAUACAGCUGAGGAAAGAAGGACUGCAUGAGGAAGAAGGUUGUGCAGGGUUUCAUAUCAAUGAUCAGGUGUUGGCAUGCUGGUCUGACUGUCGCUUCUACCCAGCCAAAGUCACUUCUGUUAACAAAGAUGGUACAUACACUGUGAAGUUUUAUGAUGGUGUAGUUCAGACUGUCAAAAACAUUCAUGUCAAAGCUUUUUCCAAAGAUCAGAACGUUGUGGGUGAUGCCAAGCCUAAGGAAAGAGGUAAUGAAAUUCCGUCAUCUCCUGAAAACCGGGAGAAGUUUAAAGAGCAGAGGAAAGCAGCAGGGAAUGCCAAGAAAGACGAGGAUGAAAAGACAUUAAAGACUGAGAAACGAGUGAAGCAGCCUGAUAAAGAGGGAAAGUUCAUAGUCAUCUCUGAAAAAGGCAAGGUCUCAGAAAAGAAUCUGUCUAAGAAUGGAAAAGAAGAUAAAGAGAAUAUAUCAGAGAAUGAUAUGGAAUAUUCAGUAGAUACACAAAUUGAGAAGAAGCCUGAGAAUGACAAUGUGAAGAGUCCACAGGAAAACACAAAAGAAACCAAACGGAAGCGUGGCAGACCUCCAGUAACCCCCCCAACAGAGUCAAAUUCCCAGACGCUGCAGCCUAUCACUUUGGAGUUAAGACGCCGGAAAAUACCCAAAGGAGGUGAUGUCCCAUCAAAGCGUCCUAGGAUUGACAAAAACUUGUCUCAGGAAAAAUUUAAGAACUCCUCAGAUAAUGCUGAGAGAGACCAGAUCAGGAGACGAUCCUCAAGGCUCUCCUCCAGUAUUAGUCAUGAGAUUUUAAAUACAGAGCAUGUCACAACCUCCACAGAAAUUCAGCCUUGGAAAGAUGCAGCAUCUAACCAAAAUCAAUCUGAGAAGGUCCAGUUAGAAAUUCCUGUUGAAUCUGACCAAAGUUUCAGUGAACAAGGAUCACCUGGAAGCACGUCGCAGAGCACAGCACUCAAUACAGAUGCCACUUUGCAGGAAGAGAAAGCUGAAGACACCAAGUCUUCCUCUGUUACUGUCAGAACUCAAGAACCUUCUGCUGCCACAGUAACAAAACCUUGUAGGAGAACAGAUUUUCUUGCGUCAAAAAAAGCUGCAGCUGUUGACCAAGAUAACAAGUUUAGAUGCAAGUUCUUGGACUGUUCCAAAUCCUUCCGCAAAGCCAAGCUGUUACAUUAUCACAUGAAAUACUUUCAUGGAGUGGAGAAGGCUGCAGAAGCACAGCAGAACCCUGUAAAAAGAAAUAUUCAAACCAGAGCUUCUUUGGCUUCUGAAAAAGCUAAUCAAGAAAGGUCAAAGAGAGGACGGAGCACAGCUGGGUCACUGUAUGGUCCUCUACACAUAGCCCUAAGGAGUACCUCAUAUAGAGAUGAAAAAGUAGAAAAGAGAAGAACUUCAGCUGCUGUAAGUGCAUUAACUAGUCACCGACAUUCGGUUAGAGACCAAGCCAGGAACCACAUAGCCAGAGCUCUGCGGAGGCCUCGGCAAAGAGUUGAACAUGCUGUUAAACAACAUGAGAAGAACAAAGAGAGAAAAUCCAAAGACAAUGCAAGAUCCAAGUCAAAGAAAAAGAAAAAAAAGAAAAAGAGAUCGAAGCCUGAGUAUGCUGGCCUUGGGGAGAACACAGAUAUCUCGCAGGAGCUUUCUCCUGAGAAAUCAGUUGUCACAAAAGGUGUUUCUUCAAAUAAAUCAUCUGCACACGCCAGCACGCUGCUGCACUGCGCUGAGCACGGGCAGCACAGGGGGAAAUCGAAGGCAAAUGAGGAUGACACCCUGAGUGAGUCAUCUAUGGACAGCUUGCUGUGGAGUGACGAUGACUGCAGUCAGGAUGUUGAUGUAACCACCAACCCUGAUGAAGAAGUUGAAGAAAGUGAUUUUGAGAUUGUUCGUUGUGUUUGUGAAGUAAAGGAAGAAAAUGACUUCAUGAUUCAGUGUGAAGAGUGUCUGUGCUGGCAGCAUGGAGUCUGCAUGGGCUUACUGGAAGAUAAUGUACCUGAGAAGUACACCUGUUAUGUUUGCCAAGAUCCUCCAGGUCAGAGGUCCAGCCUGAAGUACUGGUAUGAGAAGGAGUGGUUGAGUAAUGGUCACAUGCAUGGCUUAGCAUUUUUGGAAGAGAAUUAUUCCCACCAGAAUGCCAAGAAGAUAGUAGCCACUCACCAGCUUCUUGGGGAUGUGCAGAGAGUGAUAGAAGUCCUGCAUGGGCUGCAGCUGAAGAUGAGCAUAUUACAGAAUAAAGAACAUCCUGACCUAAAGCUUUGGUGUCAUCCGUGGAAGCACAUCACAGUGGAUGAGAAAAUCCAUACAAAACACAUCAUUCACUUUGAGGAAAACUGCUGCAAAGAGGAGACUGCAGGUUAUAGAACUUGGAAUGGGACAGUGGACAAACCCUCAACCAUUCCCUCUGUGGAGGAGUCUUACAUCACGAGUGAGCACUGUUACCAGAAGCCUCGGGCCUACUACCCUGCCAUAGAGCAGAGGCUGGUGGUGGAAACAAGAGGCUCAGCCAUGGAUGAUGGAGUGAAUAGGAUACGGGAAAAUGGAGAUGAUACCCUGUCAGAGAGAUUUGGCUGGAAUCUGGACCAAGAAAUAUGCAGGAUGGAAAACGAAUCCAAACACAAUUACUCUAAGGUGAGGGAGUCUGCCUCGAAGAAGGUCUCUCCAGAGGAAGCUAUUGAAAUGAAAUUGCUGGAAAAAGACAAAGAAGGAGUUGUGAACUCACAGCUGCAGUGGCAGCUCAAUCUUUUAGCUCACGUGGAAUCUCUGCAGGAUGAAGUCAUACACAGAAUGGAUUUCAUUGAGAAGGAGCUAGAUGUUUUGGAGAGCUGGCUGGAUUACACAGGAGAGCUGGAACCCCCAGAACCACUGGCUCGACUGCCCCAGCUCAAACACUGUAUAAAGCAGCUGAUCACAGACCUGGGCAAGGUGCAGCAGAUCGCGCUGUGCUGCUCCACGUGAGGCCGCAGGGCACUGGGGACUGUCACGGGGUGUGAAGCUGGAGCAGCUCUGGGGCUGGAAAUGACAUUAGCAUGCUGCUUGCAUGGGAUGCAGAUUGACUUCAGGGACUUGUGAAGAAGAGUUGUUCAAAGAACAUCCAGAAGGUUAUUUCGGGUUCAUUCUAAGGCUGUGGAAGAGG